Molecule: messenger RNA, 1386 nt
Organism: Mesorhabditis spiculigera
Lineage: Eukaryota; Metazoa; Nematoda; Chromadorea; Rhabditida; Rhabditidae
Source: the annotation of a GenBank genome assembly
AUGACCGAAUUGACGUUCUACGGAUUCCGCGGCGCUGAGUUGUCGUCAAGCCCGGAUCGCUGUGUGGCCGCUUGCUAUCAGGUGGCAGAGUGCCAAGGUGUCGAGUGGUACAACGGCAAGUGCUACCGGGCCUGGUUCGAGCGCCGCGACAGGUUGCCGAGGACCCGUGGCAGUACCCAGCUGAGGACGCGUGGAUGCUUCGGCAAAACCGAACUUCGCGGCCAACUCAUCGGAAUGCCGCGUUGGUGGGUGUACGCCGACCGUCAGCAUCGCUGGACGAAAACCAGGCCGACCGGGGUGGGCCAGGUCAAGGCGGAAAAUGGCCUGUUCUGCGUUCUGCGCCAAAAAGUGGCCGGGUGCAACCUUGUCGCACUGACCAUUCGAAAUGGCCGUCUCAACCUCGGCGGUACCGGGAGCGUCGUCGGCUACGUGGCAGAGACGAUUGGGGAGUGUGGCGCCUUUCAGGCAGUCAACGAAUGGCAGCUGUCGCUUCCAAAACUCAUCGAUUUCGUGUACAUCCCGCCACCCGGUCAGGGUCAGAAGACGUGGCGAAACAAUGGACGCGUCUUCUACGUGUGGAUCAACUCCGGCGGUGGGGAUAAUCCGGUGAGCCCACGUGAAGCUGCCAAGGCAGCACACAGACAGCUGCUGGAAUGUGACAAGCCGAGUGCGCUUGUCCUCAACGAUCUGUCGACCAUCAUCGGCAAAGCGCCAACCUCGCCGCCAUCACGCCCAUCGGUGGAUGCGUCAUCUUACAGCGAGACGGAUACGGUGGUGAAUGUUACCGACGAGUGCGCACAGGAUCUAGAUGCUGAGGGGAUUGGUGAUUUCGAUUCCUACACGACUAACGUGCUCGAUGAAACCAUCGAGGCCACCGAGCAUCAAAGCCCGAAGCCCGUCAUCGACCUUCCCCGGCACGACUACACUACAAGUACACUAGAAGGCGUCGAAGGAGAAGAGCAAUGGGAUACGCCUGCACUGAAUAACACCUUCUACAGCUACCUGGCGACCAUCUUGCUCUGUCUGAUGUCGCCGUUCAUCUACGUGUGCUGCUCAACGGAUCCGUUGAUCCACACAGCUGCACACGAAGGCAGACGGAUGGCACUUCAAGAAAUCGACACUGCCGACGAGGAACGCGUGCUCCUCGCCCGCGAGAACCUCGAAGGGGCCAGGGCCGUGAUGCGUCGACUGGAGGAACACCAUUCAGCCCAGAAGAUAGAACUCGGAUACGCUAUCACACUGCUCGAGAAGCAGCUGGAAACGCACGAACAGCUUCCCGGAACUCUACAGAAUCUCCAACUGCAGAUCGAUAGCCACGAGGCGCAGCUCGCCGAUGGAUACCGGACGCGGGCGUGGAGGGUUGGUACCGUACAUCAGGAGCUUGAA